AUGGUCUACGGAUGCCACAUCUACUUUGCCAUCUACUACAGCUCCAGCACCUACUACAGCAGGGUCUACGACUGGAACGUCUACUACAACAUCUACUACAGCUCCAGCACCUACUACAGCAGGGUCUACGACUGGAACGUCUACUACAACAUCUACUACAACUACACCACCCACUACAACAGGGUCUACGACUGAAACAUCUACUUUGACAUCUACUACAACUACAUCACCAACUACAGCAGGGUUUACGACUGGAACAUCUACUACAACAUCUACUACAGCUCCAUCACCCACUACAACAGGGCCUACGACUGCAACAUCUACUACAACUACAUCACCUACUACAGCAUCUACUACAAUAGGGUCUACAACCGCAACAUCUACUACUACAAGUCCUACCGCUGUUGCAUCUACUACUCCGAGCCCUACAACUCUUGGGACAACUCUAAAUACUUCAACUUCUGCAUCCCCUUCACCAACGAUUCCUCCCACGACUACCGCUGCUCAAACUGCUAGCCCUCCGAAGGUUGUUAGUGAUGAAUGUCAAAACACACUGCAAAACAACGGAAGUAGCACAAAUGUGAAGAUCAUUUUGGAUGUCAUUAACCCACCCUAUGAGGUUCUAAUGCUCUUCUUCUAGAUUUUAUUAAACUUUUUUCAGAUUUCAACAAUGCUCAAAUGUCGCCUUCUGAAUUCUGACAUUGUCAACGCUGCGAGAACGGACGUCUCUCGAAACUGUGGAAAUGGAGGCUCAGAGCAAUUUGAAACGGUUAGAGUGUAUCUCGUAUAAACCACCAUUUCAUAUUUCAGACUUUGGCCAACGUGAAAAAAGCUCUGAACUGCUGA
Caenorhabditis sp. 36 PRJEB53466 is the source of this 846-nucleotide messenger RNA. The record is from the annotation of a GenBank genome assembly. NCBI's taxonomy places the organism in Eukaryota, Metazoa, Nematoda, Chromadorea, Rhabditida, Rhabditidae.